GGGGCGGAUUUUCGCUUGUUAUUAUAGCAGUUAACAAAAAAUCUCAUUAACAUUUUUUCAAUUAUAUAAAAUACGUGCAAAAGGGUCGGUCCGAAGCAAACAAAAAAAAGAAAUACGUACAAAACAUUCCAUUGACGAUAAUAUUUCUCAAAUUCUGAUUCUAAUCUACACAACAUGGUUUCAAGAUAUGCUUCCUACCAUCAAGUAAACGUUGGAUUUUAGUUUGAUGAAAUUGUGGCACAUUGCAUUCUGCAACGAGUUUGGAUUUUUUUUAAAUGGAGUGUAAAGACUUUGUUUCACCUGAUGCCUAUCAUACCGAAAACGAAUUGCUCAAGGCUAUUAAAAAGAAAAAUAAUUAUUCACUGGAAGGUAAUAUCUCCAGCUCGAAAGCGCUUCUGCGUCGCCAAGUCGGCAGAAAUGGCGACAAUUUGUAUGAUUUACUGGUACGACUAAUUUCAAAUUUACUCGACAAUACACCGCCAAACGUAGUUGAACAUUUUGAGGAGUAUUGCCGACUGGCCAAAAUCGACUUCCUUUCUCCGGAUCGUUUACUCCUGCAUCCUUUUGAUCUACCUCAUGUAAACGACAGUACAGUGCAGAAACAAGUAAAAUUGGCCAAACAAACUUUGAAAGCCUUGGCCCAGAUUGAAAUCGAAAACGUUUGCCACCAUACCAAGCUCAGUCUGUUCGUUCAACGCAGUUUAAAUAUGAUGGGUUUGGAUCUUCCCAGAGGGUAUGAUUAUUUUAUCAGCGCUAAAAUUGAUGAAAUAUUUCGCAACAAUCGAAAUGUAAAGUCAUGCGAAUUCUGGGGCAUCGUGAGAUCAUUGGGGUGCGAUUAUUACGUCCUGGAAGUGGAACUUCGAGACAAAAGUGUCGAGUACUGUGAGCAUCGAGGCGUGAUCGGGACCCAUCCGGAAAUUAUAACUAACAUCAUCGACGGUGUACUCGAAAUCACGUUACAGCAAACAAAAUCCCUAAGCCUUUUGCCACUAUUGACGUCGGAAUCUUUGGAUGAUCUGACUCAAUGGGUUAUGAAUGAAAUACUCUCCCAACUUCAGCUGGUGGACAGAGAAAUAGAAGAACAGCAAUGUCGUCUAGACAUAGCCUCACUUCUCACAGAAUUAAUCGAACGUUUGCCCUCCCAAUCCUCGUCUGAAGCAUCCUCUUCCACAAUGCUCACCGAUCCCUGCGCCACUUCACGUUUGUCCGUGCACUCUACUGCUUCGUUGUUGCGCAAUCGGCUUGAGCGUAUUCAGCUUGAAAGUCGUUUGAACAAUCGGAAGUAUUGGGUGUCGGAAAAUCCACGCACCAAACCGUGGCAGGAGCUGCCAGAUAUCACUAUGGAUCAGCUUGAAUCUACGGAAGGCUUACGAGUUUUCUUGCGCGGAAAUUUAGAAGCACCGGUGCCACAUAUAGUGAAACAAUUUAAUGGCGUGGAGAAAAAUUUGUUACGUGCACUGAUUUGCAGAAUCAGUUCCCAUCGAGAUUGUCACAUUGAUGCUUCGGAAACAAAUAUUUCGCUAGUCAGAUGCCUUUCAGGCAUGUUUCGCUCCAUAACCGGCUACAACCAAGAGCUGUUGCAGGAACGUGCCGAGCGUUGGUGGGAACGCAAGGAACAGGGAAUGAAGUACUGGAUUUCGGAAACCUGGCCCGGGCUUUGUGCAUUUCCUGAUGGAGAACAGUUUCGCUGUUACUACAUUGGAUGGGCAUUAGAAAAACGAAACAAUUGGUACUGUCCAAUUGUAUGCAUACCGAAAAUGGCGUGCGAAUACGAGCAGGCCACUUUGCGGAACAGUGAUAUUUCACAGCGAACCGAAGAUUUAAAUUGCGAUGAUGUCCUUUCCAGAACAUCUACCAGAAGUUCUUUUCACUGAUUUAAAUACACUAUACUAUUAAAUAUGCUAAAUUGUAAA
Anopheles funestus (African malaria mosquito) is the source of this 1913-nucleotide messenger RNA. RefSeq lists its product as uncharacterized. NCBI's taxonomy places the organism in Eukaryota, Metazoa, Arthropoda, Insecta, Diptera, Culicidae. The transcript is spliced from 2 exons. Gene Ontology annotation, biological process: cilium movement involved in cell motility; axoneme assembly; cilium assembly. The coding region runs from base 276 to 1874 and encodes 532 amino acids. Gene Ontology annotation, cellular component: axoneme; radial spoke. The record is from RefSeq and is a predicted model, not a curated record.